This is a messenger RNA of Kickxella alabastrina, 1515 nucleotides long. Its product is annotated as Not1 N-terminal domain, CCR4-Not complex component-domain-containing protein. The record is from RefSeq and is a predicted model, not a curated record. Gene Ontology annotation, biological process: nuclear-transcribed mRNA poly(A) tail shortening; regulation of DNA-templated transcription. Bases 1 to 1515 code for a protein of 504 amino acids. The transcript has 2 exons. Gene Ontology annotation, cellular component: nucleus; CCR4-NOT core complex; P-body. NCBI's taxonomy places the organism in Eukaryota, Fungi, Kickxellomycota, Kickxellomycetes, Kickxellales, Kickxellaceae.
AUGUCGCGAAAAGUCCAGGCUGAAAUCGAACGGGUGUUCAAAAAGGUUGCCGAGGGGAUCGAGGAGUUUGAGGACUGUUAUGAUAAGGUUUUGAAUGCGUCGAAUGCCAGCCAAAAGGAGAAGUAUGAGACAGACUUGAAGAAGGAGAUCAAGAAACUGCAGCGGCUGCGGGACCAGAUUAAAACAUGGAUCCAGAGCAACGAGAUCAAGGACAAGCAGGACCUGCUUCACCACCGGAAACUCAUCGAAAAGCAGAUGGAGAAGUUUAAAGCGAUUGAGAAGGAGAUGAAGACGAAGGCGUACUCUAAAGAGGGCUUGUUGCAAUCGACAAAGCUAGACCCCAAGGAGAAGGAGAAACUAGACUUGUGUAACUGGUUGGUCGACUCUGUUGACGCGCUAUCGACACAAAUUGACGUUUUAGAAGCAACUGCCGAGACCAUCGAGGGGUCCUUGGGAAAGAAGCGGCGCGACGCGGGCAAGGUCGACCGGUUGACCGAGUUGCAUGAGCGUGUCGAGCGCCACAAGCACCACAUUUGGUGCUUGGAACGGAUACAGCGGCUACUGGAGAACGAGAGCUUAUCGACAGAACAGGUUCAGCGGAUCCAGGAGGAUGUAAAUUAUUAUGUGGAGCAGAAUGAGGAUGAGGAGUUUGUCGAGGAUGAGUUCAUUUACGACGAGUUACCGCUGAAUGACGACGACGCGUUGUUUGCAAUACCCGGCGAUGAUGACUCGUCCCGCAGCGGAUCUCGAAGCGGCAGCGGCAGCGAUGACGAUGAUGACGAUGACGAAGGCGACUCUAAUAGCUUCAUGGGCGACAGAGACACGCUAUCCCAAACGUCAACCGCUGAGCCGCCGACAACAGCGAGUGCUGCCCCUACGUCCGCUGUUUCGAGCGUGCCGCGGGCCAGCACAUCGCCCGUUGGCACAAAGCGGGCACCGGCCGAUGACCAGUCGCGAGCACCGAUGCAGCGGCCAAAGUACUUUACGUUGUUCCAGGACAGCGAAGUGCCCGACGCGUUUGCUGACCUGAUGGCGACUUUUAUGAAGGCGAAGUACCAGUUUUCGGCGAAGAAGGAGGCUGCGUACAACGCGCAGCGCCAGAUGGUCGACCUGAGCUUGCGAGGGAUCCCGAGUUUGCUCGACCAGGAGCGACCCAAGCUCCACGCACAGCCGCCGACGAGCACGCCAAGCUACUACCCGCAGACACCGCUGCCGGUGAUCGAGCACCCCGGCAUGGCGUCGCACCUUGAGCUGGACACGCUGUUCUUUGCGUUUUACUACCAGCCCAACACGUACCAGCAGUACUUGGCGGCCAAGGAGCUCAACCGGCAGUCGUGGCGGUUCCAUAAAAAAUACCUGACCUGGUUCCAGCGCUUUGAGGAGCCUAGCGACAUCACAGACGACUACGAGCAGGGCACGUACAUCUACUUUGACUAUGAGGGCGCGUGGUGCCAGCGCAGGAAGACAGAGUUCCGCUUUGAGUACCAGUACUUGGAGGACACUGAGCUUGUGUGA